Messenger RNA from Fusarium venenatum, 231 nucleotides. The record is from RefSeq and is a predicted model, not a curated record. Lineage: Eukaryota; Fungi; Ascomycota; Sordariomycetes; Hypocreales; Nectriaceae.
AUGGUUGUGGGAAACCGCCCGUUUCCGUACCUGGAUUCCCGUCAAGGCAUAACACCUCAGACAUCAAGCUUUGCGGAAGCUAAUUCGCCGAUAUGGACUUCGGAUACAUCCACAUCGCUAUUUGAUCCCUUACGAAUGUCAUUCCUGUUCGGCCAAUGCUGCAUUCCAGAUGUCAUAUUUCCGGUUCCGUAUUCGGAUUUAGAGUUGCAAUGCUGCUGUAAUGAGAUGUAG